AUGGAAUCACCACUUCAAAGAAGUGGAAGCACUCCAAUGCCAACGAUUUUGCUUAGUGUCAAAAGCAAAGUCCAGAUGACGGAUACUGACGUGUUAAGCGGUCUAAAAAUGGCACAUAAAGGAGCAAUCGUGCAUCGCAAUCUCUGGAGACUAGAUCUGCUGAGUCAGACCUAA
This is a messenger RNA of Plasmopara halstedii, 174 nucleotides long. RefSeq lists its product as uncharacterized. The record is from RefSeq and is a predicted model, not a curated record. Bases 1 to 174 code for a protein of 57 amino acids. The transcript has 2 exons. Lineage: Eukaryota; Oomycota; Peronosporomycetes; Peronosporales; Peronosporaceae.